Scedosporium apiospermum is the source of this 2037-nucleotide messenger RNA. RefSeq names its product Glutamate--cysteine ligase. The coding region runs from base 1 to 2037 and encodes 678 amino acids. NCBI's taxonomy places the organism in Eukaryota, Fungi, Ascomycota, Sordariomycetes, Microascales, Microascaceae. Gene Ontology annotation, molecular function: glutamate-cysteine ligase activity. The transcript has 7 exons. Gene Ontology annotation, cellular component: glutamate-cysteine ligase complex. The record is from RefSeq and is a predicted model, not a curated record. Gene Ontology annotation, biological process: glutathione biosynthetic process.
AUGGGCCUCCUGGCGUUGGGCACGGCUUUGGAAUGGCCGGACGCCAAAAAAAAGGCCGACCAAGUCAGGUCCUGGGGGAUCAAGCAACUUUUGGAAAUAUGGGAGAAGGCAAAAGGCAAAGAGAGAGAUGCUAUGCUCUGGGGUGAUGAGGUUGAAUACCUUGUCGUGGAUUACUCCCCGUCUAAGCCGAAGGUUCUUUUGUCACUUAGACAGGCCGAGAUUCUGGACGCACUUCAAGAGACCGAAGAUGCCUCUGGAAAUGAACAUACGGCGCCAGCAUUGCAGGAUGAGGAAUCGAAUGACGCUAAACCGAGACCGGUCUUUCAUCCCGAAUUCGGCCGAUUUAUGUUGGAAUCAACCCCUGGAAGGCCAUGGGGCAUUGGCUUCCGGGAACUCCUCCAGGUUGAGGCUGAUAUGAGACUACGAAGGAGCAUCGCAAAACAACACAUGCAUGAUGAUGAGUAUCCUAUUACCCUGACCACUUUCCCACGACUCGGGACACCUGGGCAGUUCACGCUUCCCUACUACCCCCCGUCCGGCCCGAAGCUCCGAUCUCAGUUUGUCCCCGAUGAAAUAGCAAACCCACACAUUAGAUUCCCAACGUUGGCCGCCAAUAUCCGAUCCCGUCGUGGGCGCAAGGUCCAGGUUAAUGUGCCAAUAUUCAAGGACAAAAAUGUCCCCGAACACUGGAUAGACCCCACUGUCAACUACAACCUUCAUAACUGGCCUGAGGACGACGAUGUACGGAAUGGUGCUGCACCCGAGAACUAUGUGCACAUGGAUGCUAUGGCCUUUGGCAUGGGGAGUUGCUGUCUGCAGAUAACCUUUCAGGCCAAAAAUAUCACGGAGGGGCGUCAGAUGUACGAUCAGCUCAGCCCACUAGGCCCUAUACUGCUAGCCUUGACAGCCGCCACACCCAUAUACAAAGGAUUUCUCGUUGACACAGAUGUACGGUGGAACCAGAUUAGCAAGUCUGUUGAUUGUAGGACGCCCGAAGAGCUCGGGGAAAAGCCCCUGGAACACGCUCGUUGGCGUAUUCCCAAGUCCCGCUAUGCGUCAAACUCUACGUAUAUCUCUACGGACCCCAGACUACGUCCUGAAUACUUAGACCCGGACCUUGUAGUCGAUGAAGAUAUCAAGGCGACACUGCUAGCGGGAGGUAUGGACAAUCGGCUGGCUACUCAUUUCGCCCACCUGUUCAUAAGGGAUCCGAUUGUCAUCUUCGAAGAAGAUCUCCAGGAACUCGACCUCACCAAAACAGAUCAUUUUGAAAAUCUCCAAUCCACUAACUGGCAGCAUAUGAGAUUUAAACCCCCACCGGCAGAUAAUAGCAUUGGUUGGCGCGUUGAAUUUCGUCCCAUGGAAAUUCAAAUCACCGACUUUGAAAAUGCAGCGUUUUCUGUGUUCAUGGUACUAGUCACCCGUGCGAUACUCUCCUUCGAUCUCAACUUUUACAUUCCCAUCAAGAGGGUGGAUGAGAAUAUGGAACGUGCCCACCGUCGAGAUGCUGUGUUGAGUGAAAAGUUCUUCUUCCGGAAGAACCCUUUCCCCCCCCGACCGUCGCGGGCUCCGUCCCGAACAAGAGGAGGCGAUGACGGGUUGGAAUCCGCGACUUCGAGCCUCCCGUCAACACGACCCCCUACGCCCGUUGGCCCAGUGGAGGAGGAAUACGAGGAGAUGACAAUCAACGAGAUAAUAAACGGCACCGCCGGAGGUUAUCCUGGCCUUAUCCCAAUCGUCGAAAGUUAUCUUGACAGCGUUAAUGUCGAUAUCAAGACACGGUGUGAACUUGAGACUUAUAUCGACCUCGUACGCCGCAGAGCAAGCGGUGAACUCUGCACGGCGGCUCGGUGGAUUCGGGACUUUGUAGAUAACCACAGGGGCUACGCACACGACAGUGUUGUCAGUGAUGAAGUUCAAAAGGAUCUUAUUGGGGCGGUCAUCGCAAUUGGUGCCAAGGAAGUGACCGGAGAAGGGUUAUCCGUAUCUGGUGUGCCUGGCUUGUCUAAACUGAUUGGCAAUUUCCGCUCUAGAUAG